Messenger RNA from Penicillium daleae, 1113 nucleotides. Its product is annotated as proteinase inhibitor I4. NCBI's taxonomy places the organism in Eukaryota, Fungi, Ascomycota, Eurotiomycetes, Eurotiales, Aspergillaceae. Gene Ontology annotation, molecular function: serine-type endopeptidase inhibitor activity. The coding region runs from base 1 to 1113 and encodes 370 amino acids. The transcript has a single exon. The record is from RefSeq and is a predicted model, not a curated record.
AUGACAUCCGAGAAAACACCAUCGGUGGUCGACACGAUCAAUCAAUUAGGAUGGAACUUGGCAAUACAAAUAUGUGAGAAAGAGAGUUUAUCUGCUGGCAUUGCAAUAUCUCCUCUGUCGAUAACUAUCGCCCUGGGAAUGCUAGCGGGAGGGGCAGACGAAGCGAAAUGUAGACAGUUAUGCGAAAAGCUUGGGCUGGAGGAGCCUGACAAAGUGAUAUCCGAACUUUCGACAAUCCAGGCUGCAUUGACUACUGCGCUUGAUACCGGACGGCAGUUUACCACCGCAAACGCGAUGUUUGCAGACAACUCUUCCGAAGUUGUUCCUACUUACAUCGAAUAUCUCAAACAAUUUGAUGCGCAUCUGGAUUGCAGUUUUACUCGCCUAGAGGAUGGAACAAACUUGAUAAAUGGUUGGAUUUCCCAACAGACAAAUGGGCUGAUACCCUCGAUGUUGAGCCGUCAAACCCUGUCUCAGGCCAACAUGGUCCUAAUAAACGCACUGGUGUUCAAAGCCGCAUGGCAGAAGAAAUUCGAUCGAAAAAACACCAUCAAAGACUUCCCGUUCCAUACAUCUGACCAUCGAACUGAUCCCGUCGAAAUGAUGUUUUUUCAUCGUGAGGAGGUUCUGAUCUCGAAAGACAGUGCAUAUACGGCAAUUCGGCUUCCCUAUGCCUCGAAUGCGGGUUCACAAUGGUCUUUCAUCGCCUAUUUACCGUCCGAUGGUUGUUCUCCACUCCAAAUUUUACGAACAAUCUGCCGUGAUGGAACUCCGCGCCAGUUCGUACAAACAAAACUACUGCAGUUUGGCCUGCCAAAGUUCAACCUUCGUACCCAGGAAGAUAUCGCACAAAAGCUUAAGGACUUGGGAUAUCCAAUAUCAGGGACAUUUCCGAGGAUUUCUUAUUCUUUCAUGGUUCAACGUAUUAUACACAGUGUUGCUAUCCUAUUGGAUGAAAAUGGUACAGAGGCUGCCGCUGCUACAGCGGUGGUGUUGAAGCGAUCCCUUCCAACACAUCUGCCGAGUGUGGUGUUUGACAGGCCAUUUGUCUUUUCGAUUGUUGCAGAGGAUGUCGAUUUGGUUUUAUUCACCGGUAUAUUUUCUGUCGGGUAG